Messenger RNA from Aplosporella prunicola CBS 121167, 1716 nucleotides. RefSeq lists its product as uncharacterized. NCBI's taxonomy places the organism in Eukaryota, Fungi, Ascomycota, Dothideomycetes, Botryosphaeriales, Aplosporellaceae. Gene Ontology annotation, molecular function: protein binding; GTPase activator activity; guanyl-nucleotide exchange factor activity. The record is from RefSeq and is a predicted model, not a curated record. The transcript has a single exon. Gene Ontology annotation, cellular component: endoplasmic reticulum membrane. Gene Ontology annotation, biological process: protein secretion. Bases 1 to 1716 code for a protein of 571 amino acids.
AUGUCACCCAACACCAGUUUCACCAAGGCCACGCUCUCCUAUCCGGUCUACGCCGCCGACUUCGAUCCUUAUAAUCGAGGAUAUUUACUCGUUGGCGGAGGAGGAGGUGAAGGCCGUAGCGGAGUCCCCAAUAAAAUCAGCCUCCUCGACGUCUCUUCUCGCUCGACUCUCGACACGGUCGCCGAAGCCGACCUUACCAGCCAGGAGGAUGCCGUCAUGACUCUGGCAAACUUGGCCUCCAAGGACGGCCUUAUAACCUUCUCUGGUAUAAAUUCCUCGGAAAAGGAGCGUGUCGCAGACAACAACCAGCACCUACGCGCCUUUCAGGUUGCCUACCCCAAGAAGAAAUCACAAGGGUCGAAGAAGAGUGAAAAGCAGUCCAAGGGCAACAUCUCAUUCUUGAGCAAGACGUCUUUGUUUACGUCCCCCAAGAAUGAGAUAGUGAAGAAGGAUAACUACCAGCGCCUGCUGCGGUUGUCUCCCGCCCAAAAACGUGACGGUGGACACAAGCGUAUCGGCGCAAUAGCGACUGGUCUGAACCCAGAGUCGGAGUUGGUUGUCUUCAACGCGACGAGCAAUGCACCUUCGGAGGCAGACGUCAUUUACCGGAUUCACCCAAAGGAAGGCGCCGACGUUAACGACGUCGACAUAUACGAGCCUUCCGAGGGCCAUUUCAAUGUGGCAUACUGCACUGACCGGCAAGUGUUCAUCUACGACAUUGCCUACGACUUCAGGAACAAAAGGGCUACCUCGGUCACUUCUUCAAAUGAAUUCGUCCCUGCAUAUACCCUGCCAUUCCCCGACGUCUUCAAGGGCGGUCCGCGCCCGACGAUUAAAUACCUCCGUUGGUUGACCCCGACUCAUCUUCUUCUGUGCUGCAACCUGCCGCAGCGUAAAGGCGCGGAACUCCUAGUCCUUCACACGCAUCCCACAGGGCCGGGAGAGGUCAUAUUGAAGAAGAAGCUGCCAACCAGGAUUAAGGCGGCCGGUGGCAUGGAUGUUUGUUCCCUGGACGCAGACCCCGAAACCGGCGCGCGACAGGUCGUUGUUGCUAUUGCCGGUCACGAUAUCGCUAUCCAUGUCUGGACGCUUGACUACUCGGGUCCCAAAACAGAUACUAUCAGCAGGUUCCGCUCCUGCACCACUCUCCAGGACGUCCAUCCGCUCCAGAUGACUAAAGUUGUCUUUUCUCCCUUCUAUUCUCCUUGGCCACCCAAAUCGAAGAACGGUUCCGCUCCGAAGAGGCCAGGCCCGCAAUACUUACAGCUGGCAUCAACUUCGCUCGGCAAUACAGUCGUUGUCGAUACCUUCUCCUUGACGCCGGUAGCACCAAAAAAGCCUUACUCGCGCUACGUUCUGUCGACUCAAAAAAGCGCGCUAGUAAACACAGGAGUCCCGCUUUUUGUCGCGGGUUUCGCGCUGCUGGUCACGCUCAUGCUGCUCCAGUCCUACCUGGACCUGCAAAGCGGUGGUGUCGGCGAAAGCAAUAUCCAGCUGCUACCGCAAGGCCUGCGCGAUGCGUUCGCGAAAAUGCAGCCAAAGCUGCCACCCGGGGCGCGCGAGCCCGUGGUACAGGACGAGCAGGCAACGAGCUCGGUCAUUGUGGAGGAGCCAACAGCGAGUUCGAUGAUUGUGGACGAGCAAACCGCGACCUCGGCCAUCGUGGACGCCAUGCCAGACAUCGACGCCAUCGUCUCCGAAGUGCCCGGCGCUUAA